UUCCGUACGGUUUUUACUGAAUUUUUCUGUGCAAUACCAAAUGAAUUUCUUUUUGUUCAUAAUUGCAUUCCUGGGAUUGGCUGUCGCGAUAGGGGAAGCGUUUUUUCUUUUCAAACUGAAAACGGAGCCAAUAUUUUUCUGCAUAAAAGUGUGUCCGCUGUAUUGUUCCCCACGGCACAAGCGUUAUGUUGAUUACGUAGACUAUGAAGACUCGCCGCCUCCGUGGCAUGACGGUCCCGACGACCUGGACUGGCCAGGCCCAUACUACGGCCGCUACUUCUUCUGCAAACCACAUCGCACCACCACCACCACUACCACCACCACAAUGAAACCAAAAUCCGAUGAGGAAACCACCUACAUCUGCGACCUUUGCAAAGAAAAAUGCAAUUACCCUCGAGGAUGAAUUUGCGAAAUAUGUUUACGGCUAAAACGCAU
Pectinophora gossypiella (pink bollworm) is the source of this 435-nucleotide messenger RNA. RefSeq lists its product as uncharacterized. Lineage: Eukaryota; Metazoa; Arthropoda; Insecta; Lepidoptera; Gelechiidae. The record is from RefSeq and is a predicted model, not a curated record. The transcript is spliced from 3 exons. The coding region runs from base 41 to 403 and encodes 120 amino acids.